AUGUCCCAACAACGCGAAACAUACAACUCCCCUCCUCACACCCCCCCCUCCCAAACAGCAAGAUACAAGUCGAAGCGCGGGUAUUCAGCUCGACCAUCCAUUCGCGACGCCUUUCCAGAUGUCAUGGAGAAUUCAAGGGUCAGCGACUCCGGAGAUGAUCGAGACCCGCAUGAUCUGUCUCUAUCUCCGCAACAUGCGGCGCGGACCUCCAUCGUCGACAACAUGCUUCUUUCGCUCGAUCAAUUCGCCCCUAGUUCGUCGGUUCUAGAUGACUAUCGUCUAUUUAAUUCCGCCUUUGAAAACGAUCAUCCCAAUCAUUAUUCACAGGAUUCUACUAGCCAAGGUCGGUAUCGUCCUGGUCAUACUUUCUCAUCGUCCAUGUCCUCGGACCCAGAAUACGGGUAUGAUGAUGGGAAUGACCUCUAUUCAACAAUCACAGCGACCAAGGGUCGACGAAGCAACAGCAGCUCUACCUACCAGACGGCACCACGACAAGCGGGAAGCUCACGCGGAGGAGACGCAAUCAGUUCUCGUGGUGCGGGAACGAUGCCACGAACAAACACAGCCCGAAAAGGGAGCAAGGGGAGCUCAUCGUCCACCGUGGACUACUCAUAUACCAGAGCACGAACAGACCAAAGUUUGGACCGGCGCUCAGCUAGUUUUGACUGCGGGCCCAAACGAACCUUUGCGUCUUAUGCCGACACAAGUGUUGGCCAUGAUUCAAUGUUGUACGACGAUCAUGAUGCCGCGCCUACUCCGAGCGUCCCGGCAGGUCCACGAAGGGCCCCGGAAUAUAAGGCCCUGGAAUAUAAUAGGCCACCAAACGCUGCUGCCUCCCGAUCACCGACACCAGGGAAAUCUGCCCAAGCGCCCCAGGUUCGAAAGGCCCGCCCCGAGAAUAUCGGCACGGGGACUCUGCGAGUUCGGGACAACGACUUCCUAAACAUGGGUGAUACAGAUCUCGAUCCCCCGACCAUUCCGGGAUCCUUGGAGCCUCCUGCUCCUAGCCCGACCAUUUCCUAUAACAAGCCGGCGUUUCCUCCCCCAGAACCGGUGGCAAACCUUAACAUUUCAACCAGUAUUUCUACCAAUAACCCUGCUCCUAGCAAUAAAGAACGCCCUGGUUUCUUCCGGCGUGUGUUUGGGUCCAAGAAUCCGGCUCCUGGGCCUGUCGUUCCGGUAGAGAUACCAAACUAUAGCCCAAGCGAGUUAGCAUAUCUACAAGAGACCGAGGCCAAAGAAGCUACUGCAGCGGCUACCGUGGUAAAUACACGUAUCCAGCAGGCCCCUAAGAGCUCUGUGGGGGCCUCCCCGUCCUCUAUUCGCACAGGACCCCACCAAGUCGUGAACAAGAAGUCUUCAUUUUUCCGCAGGAGGAAGAGAUCAGUGGUAGACCACGUUCCUCCACCAAUCGUAAUUCCUCAGCAUCUUGUGCCGCAGACCCUAGAUACCAUGCAGCCGGAGCCGAGUCCGGUGAGCAGUCUCCGCCAGGUCAUGAAUCCUUAUCUCGAUGAAGAAUCAGACAAGAAGGGAAAUGCGGACUGGGAAGCUAAGAUUCGACAGCCAGCUUUUCUGCAGGCACAGAAGAAAAGAGAGAGUGUUUCAGCUCCCGGAGCCCCCAAAGCUAGGACAUCUGUUCAGCCCACCACUUCUCGUGACCAAGAGUCUUCGCCGCUUGCAGAGAACCGGUCUGAGCCCGCACCUGCGAAGGCCAAAGGUUUUACGGAUUGUACUCCACAAGAGGAAUUUCAGAACGCUGCUCAGUCUGCUACGCUAUCCCCUGUCGUGGAGGAUUUCUCACGCAGCAUCCAAUCACAGGCAGAUGUUCCUCACGUGAAUGUUGCAAAGCUAGCGCUUCCAUCCGAAGACAAAUUCUGUGAAUCCCCUGUCGAUUCUAUCUCGACAGCAUCGCACUAUCAAACUGCAGCGAACACUCCGCUGAUUGAGCAAGAAGAACCUAGGCCAGUCCUCAAUGUCGAGGACAAAGCAGAUGGACCAGGCGAUACCAUUGAAGACGGACCGACUGCAGCAGACCAAGAACAGGCACAAAAACUUUUCGAUAGCCAGGACGAGGUUGUGGGCAAUGACCCCGCUGCAGCGUGGCUCGGUGAUCCUGACCGGGCAGCGAUUCGUGAAGCAUACAUGCGAUUGUUCAAUUGGUCCAAUCUCAACAUUGUUUCCUCUCUCCGGUCUCUUUGCGAUCGUCUAGUACUCAAAGGAGAAACCCAACAGGUAGAUCGAGUAUUGGAUGCCUUUUCGACCAGAUGGUGUGAUUGCAACCCAAGUCAUGGCUUCAAGGCCACUGAUGUUGUUCACACCAUUUGCUAUUCCAUCCUGCUGCUAAAUACUGACCUGCACUUGGCGGACAUUGAGUCGAAAAUGACCAAGUCUCAAUUUGUGCGAAACACCAUGCCAACCAUCCACCGAGUGGCAAUGGAUGCCGCUCCCGAGAGUUUUGAGACUCUGCGCCCAAUCAAUCGCUCAUCCAAGAACCCCCUCGAAGCACACUCUGCCCCUACAUCAGCGCGCUCCGCAAGUUUCCCCUCAGAGGUUGCACGGAGUUCGUUGGACAAAGACAGCGAGUCCAAUAUUGAUGCCGGGCCACUGGUCAACACGCCAUUCGUUGGAACUGUUAGAGCUUGGGAACAGCAAGUGGAAACGGUUCUCAAGGAGUUUUAUACAUCUAUUCAAAAAGAAAGGCUCCCAUUGUUCGGUGCUCAGCCUGAACGCGAAGUUUCUCGUAUGUCGUCUAACAACUUCCUGGGCCCUUCUAGCAGUAUGCUUCGCAGAAGUCCCAGUACAAUCAGCAAGAGUGGCUCUGACAUCUUCCCUCGUGGCCGCUCCGCUAAUUCAACUCAUGGAGCUGCACGAUGGUCAUCAAAACCCCGCUCCCGAGCUGGCAGACUUUACCCACCCUCUAUGAUGGGCUCCAGUCGUACCAGCCUCGACGACCAAUCCUCCGUCUGGAGUCCAACCGGGUCCAGCACUUGGAGCAAGUAUUCCUUGGGCAAAUUCACAUCGGCCUCUGUGGAUUCCUUUGGCUCAGACUUCCCUCACAGCGGAUAUCAACAGUCGAUUGGUUUUGCCAAUGCCCUGAGCCAGGCUAUCAUUCGCGAAGACUCGGCUACCUCAGUAUACAGUUAUGAGGAGCCCGAACGGACCACUCCUCUUCUCGAAGACGAUACAUUGGCUCUUGCCGGAGCCCCGUGGGCUAAGGAGGGAAGCUUGAAGCACAAGCAUCAUCUGGAUGCAGUCGACAAGCGCGCCAAAGACCGCAACUGGAACGACUGCUUUGCGGUCAUUCAGCAAGGCUGGAUGCGUCUCUUUUCUUUUAAUAACUCUACUAAAUCAAUGCGACAAAAGGCAAAGCAGCGCGGAGGCGUUGUGGUCGGUGGUGGUAACUGGACAGAAAAUGCUGAAGAACUUUGGAAAUUCAUGUUGCGUCAGACCAUCGCCAGCGCUUUGCCUUCUCCCGGAUACUCUAAAUCCCGUCCUCAUGUCUGGGCUCUGAGCUUGCCUACCGGUGCAGUUCACCUCUUCCAGGCUGGAACGCCUGAGAUUGUGCGAGAAUUCGUUUCAACUGCCAACUACUGGAGCGCCCGGUUAUCCAAGCAACCGCUAGUAGGAGGCAUCAGUAACAUUGAAUAUGGAUGGAGUGACUCUGUCAUCAAUAGUGCCCUAAUCGGCGGCGGUGAAAGUCGAUCCCCGCCGCCCUCAUCGGGCGCACGGCCAAGUAUUCAAAGCUCCAUUCGAAGUUCUAUUGACCAACAAGGCGUGCGACCUCGCCUUCCUGCAGACCGGGUGAAUAUCAGUGACUGGAGUCCACCGCAGCAGAGUAUGGUGGCGUCCAACCUGACUGAAGAGGAGCAGCUAAAGGCACUGCAGGACUACGUGAAGAACGUCGAAGAAGAUCUCUCUCGACACAACGAGCUGCGUUCUGCGAUGAACCUUGCAUUCUCCCCGCGCCAUCCUAAUGCCGCCAAGGCAAUGGCCAACUGGGAGCGGAAAUCCUCAUAUCUCUUGCGAGAGAUUGUCAAAUUUCGCACAUACAUUGAUUCUCUGCGCAAUGCCAUCGGCUCAAAAGAGAAAAUCUUCGCCUCCACUACCCAUGAAAAGGAGGUCGAGGAAGUAACUGCAGAACCUGUUGUUGCAUGA
Penicillium soppii is the source of this 4155-nucleotide messenger RNA. Its product is annotated as Sec7 domain protein. Lineage: Eukaryota; Fungi; Ascomycota; Eurotiomycetes; Eurotiales; Aspergillaceae. The coding region runs from base 1 to 4155 and encodes 1384 amino acids. The record is from RefSeq and is a predicted model, not a curated record. The transcript has a single exon. Gene Ontology annotation, molecular function: guanyl-nucleotide exchange factor activity. Gene Ontology annotation, biological process: regulation of ARF protein signal transduction.